Molecule: messenger RNA, 1152 nt
Organism: Naegleria gruberi
Lineage: Eukaryota; Heterolobosea; Eutetramitea; Acrasida; Naegleriidae
Exons: 1
Coding region: 1-1152 (383 amino acids)
Source: RefSeq, a predicted model, not a curated record
AUGAAACAAACAGAAUAUCCAACAAGUAAUUCAUCAACACCUUCUUGUGGAAUUAGUAAUGCUACCACCACUAGUCAACUCAAUCAAGUAGCAGAUAAUAUGACAUCAACAUCUCCAUCCAUAAAUAAAACCUUGCAAGAUACUCCAGGUUUUAGAAUGAGAAAAUUCAAUAAGAAUAAGCGUUUCAAAGAGAAUUACUUUGAGAUGAGAAUGAUGGAUACCUCAGCAAGUACAUGUUCUUCCUUUGAGAGUAGUUUCAAUGGUAAUAUUUACAAUAAGGUCAAUCAUCAAACAAUAACAAACAAGAGAAAGACAACAACAAACAAUUCCUCUGCAACAUCUCAAUCAACUAGUAGUAAGAAGAGGAAAAAGUCUGCAAGCAUCUGCAGCAGCAGCAACAAUAACAUGGAGGUAGCAACAACACCUUUUACAUCAAUGAGUAGUGGAACAAUUACAAAUUCAUUCCCAAUUGUUUCCUUUGAUUCGGAUUCAAACAUGAUGAUUAAAUCAUCAACACUUCCAUCAUUUGCACUCUCCCCUAAUAUUAUUAAUCAAGAAUUUCCCAAUUUAAAUGAUAACUUUUUCAGCACGAAUCCAUCUACCACAACUCAACCUGUACUAGUAGCUGAGAAACCAACCAUUAUCGAAAAUACUUCAAGUUUAGUAGAAUUGUUAAUGAGCAAUAACAAUGACAAUGGAUAUAGUGGCACACUCCAACAACAUGAACAAGCAUCUGUUGCUCAACAGAAUUCUGUGAUUUCUCACGCUACUCCGAAUAGUGUAAAUAAUAAUUCGGAGCAAGCACAACAACAUGUGAUACCAAGCACUUCUUCGGGUGUAUUGAAACCUUUGGUAAUCGGAGAGGGUAUUACUUCAUCUUGCAACAAUUCGAUAGCUUCACCAUCUGCUUCCUCUUCAUUGUCCAACUCUACUGUAUGUAAUCAUUUGAUGAUUAAUGAUCAGCAUCAAACAACAACAUUAGCAAACUGUGCUCCAUCCAUGUGGGGUAGUAUUCUUCCAUUGAGACCUGUUUGUAUUGAUGAGAUUUGUAGUGAAUGGGAGCAAUUAUUGUCCUCCAACUCCAAUUCUACUGCUGUUAUUGUUGACUCUCUUAAACAACAACCACAAUCUUUGGAGGCUAUUAACAUGUAA